CAUACAACCAGAAUACCUCCAGAAUCCUUAAAAACACUGCAAUGUUUUUACAAUACUUAGUGGAAUACCUUGAUUUUAAGAGUUUGCUUAUAGGAUUUUUUCUUUUUCUACUACUUCUUGAUGUGAUCAAGAAUCAAAAUCCAUCCAAUUUUCCACCAGGACCAUGGGCCCUACCUUUUGUGGGGAACAUUUUCACUAGGCUUGACUUCAGAAUGAUCGACAAGCUUGCUGAGAAGUAUGGAGAUGUUUUUAGCCUACGUUGGGGCAGUGAGAAAACUGUAUUUAUCUCUGGACAUAAAAUGUUGAAGGAGGCUCUUGUUACUCAGAUGGACAGCUUUACAGAUCGUCCUGUUAUCCCUCUCUUUCACAAAGUCUUUAAAGGACUUGCUAUAGCUCUCAGCAAUGGGUACCUGUGGAAAAACCAGAGGAAGUUUGUCAUCACACACCUACGGCACUUUGGUGAGGGAAGGAAGACCCUAGAGUUGAGAAUCCAGCAGGAGAGCAACUUUCUUUGUGAUGCUUUCGAAGCAGAACAGGGUCCUUUUGAUCCUCAGUUUCUCCUAAACAAUGCAGUCUCAAAUGUCAUUUCUGCAGUAGUUUUUGGCCAUCGCUUUGAAUACCACGAUGAGAAUUUUCUGAAUGUCCUGCAUUUUAGUGCCGAAUCUGUCCUUUUGGUGGGUUCUGUUCAAUCCCAGCUGUAUAAUACCUUUCCUCAUCUUUUUGAAUACAUUCCUGGCCCCCAUAAGAAAAUUUUUGCCAACUACACAAAAAUACUGGAGUUCUGUAAAGAAGAACUAAGACAACACAAGGAGGACUGGGAUCCCUCAACUGCUCGGGACUACAUUGACAGUUUCUUGCUAGAAAUGGAAAAGAAAAAGAAUGAUCCUGAUGCUGGAUUUAACAUCGAGACAUUACUGAUUUCAAUAAUGGACUUGUUCGAAGCAGGGAGAGAAAGUGUAGCCACUACACUGCGUUGGGGUCUUCUCUUCAUGAUGAAGUAUCCUGGGAUACAGAAAAAUGUACAAGCAGAGAUAGACAAAGUAAUUGGCCAGUCACGCCAGGCCAGCAUGGCUGACAAAACCAACAUGCCCUACACUGAAGCUGUUGUUCAUGAGAUUCAAAGGAUGGCCAAUAUUUUUCCACUGGGUUUCCCUAAGAUGGCGUCUAAAGAUACUGUACUGGGUGGAUUCUCCAUACCAAAGGGCACGACUGUGAUUACAAACUUGUCAUCUGUGCUUAAUGACAAUAAUGAGUGGGCAACACCGGACACGUUUAACCCAGAACACUUUCUAGAUAACCAUGGCCAGUUCCUAAAGAAGGAUGCUUUCCUUCCCUUUUCAGCAGGUAGGAGAGCAUGCCUGGGGGAGCACCUGGCUCGUAUGGAGCUGUUUCUGUUGUUCACCUCUCUGUUGCAGUGCUUUACUAUCUCCCCUUGUCCUGGAGAUGAGCUAAGCUUGGAGGGACAGCUGGGCUUUACGUAUGCACCCAGACCAUACCGCAUGUGUGUGACCCCACGCUAAG
Clarias gariepinus (North African catfish) is the source of this 1521-nucleotide messenger RNA. Its product is annotated as cytochrome P450 2J2-like. The record is from RefSeq and is a predicted model, not a curated record. Gene Ontology annotation, molecular function: heme binding; iron ion binding; oxidoreductase activity, acting on paired donors, with incorporation or reduction of molecular oxygen, reduced flavin or flavoprotein as one donor, and incorporation of one atom of oxygen. Gene Ontology annotation, cellular component: cytoplasm; intracellular membrane-bounded organelle. NCBI's taxonomy places the organism in Eukaryota, Metazoa, Chordata, Actinopteri, Siluriformes, Clariidae. Bases 42 to 1520 code for a protein of 492 amino acids. The transcript has 9 exons. Gene Ontology annotation, biological process: xenobiotic metabolic process.